Megalobrama amblycephala (Wuchang bream) is the source of this 1784-nucleotide messenger RNA. RefSeq names its product muscle segment homeobox 1b (gene msx1b). Lineage: Eukaryota; Metazoa; Chordata; Actinopteri; Cypriniformes; Xenocyprididae. The record is from RefSeq and is a predicted model, not a curated record. The coding region runs from base 497 to 1267 and encodes 256 amino acids. Gene Ontology annotation, biological process: embryonic morphogenesis; regulation of transcription by RNA polymerase II. Gene Ontology annotation, molecular function: RNA polymerase II transcription regulatory region sequence-specific DNA binding; DNA-binding transcription factor activity, RNA polymerase II-specific. The transcript is spliced from 2 exons. Gene Ontology annotation, cellular component: nucleus.
GCAAACAAGACAGUCCGGUUUUCUUGUUUAUUCCUUUUGACCAAAGUUUUGGUGUGGAGUAAUUCCAUUGUACCUUUUCAAUGUCUUCUCAACAGUCGGAUACAGAUACUUUGAGAGCUUCCCCACUGUUUAAUUGGGCUAAAAUUGGUCUACUUUGUGCUCCAAAGAGUCAAGAGCCCCGAGGCCAUCUAUACAUCAUCUCAGCAAGACAUCCGCGAUUAAGUACUCAUUUUUCUCAAUAUCCCCUUGAUGUCUUGGUGUCAACUUGACCACAUGACUUCUUAGGGUUUGGUUUUGAUUGGUCCGCGCGUGCCCGAGGGGAACUUUCCGACCAAUCAUAUCGAGGCUUUUGCAAGUCAGCUGGUCGAGCGCGCACGCUGGUUGGUGGAGCGCAGUUUGCGAGCUAUUAUAAGUGUACUGAGGCAGCGCGAGUCAGCCUGUUGGAAGUUGUUGAGACGUGACAGUAUAUGAAACAGCUCGCGGUGGAUGGUUUACGAUGAGUUCUCCUAAGGGACCCGUUGAAACGACAGCUCAAGAAAAAUCGGACUCGGACAGCGAGGAAAGUCAAAAGCCGAAAGAUAUGACCACUGACCCUGGACAUAAAGUGAAGAAGACUUACCUCCCGUUCAGCGUUGAAUCCCUGAUGGCCAAAUCCAGCUGCCAGGUCGCGUGUUCUCCGGCUCUCCAGCACCAGAGACUGGGAUUGGGACAGGACUUAGUACGGACUUACUUUGUAGAGAAAACCAAAGUUUCUGUGGACACUUUGUCAAGCGUUUCGGACAGCCUGAACGAUGACAGUGAAGAUUUAAGCGAUAAGGAACAGAGCACUUGGCCAAACUCCUCGUCUUUCACAUCUCCUCCUCGUCACCCGAGCCCGACGCCGUGCACCUUACGCAAGCACAAGACGAACAGGAAGCCGCGCACACCCUUCAGCACCUCCCAGCUGCUCUCGCUCGAGCGCAAGUUCAGACAGAAACAGUACCUCUCCAUCGCCGAACGGGCCGAGUUCUCCAACUCCCUCAACCUCACCGAGACUCAGGUCAAGAUCUGGUUCCAGAACAGGAGGGCGAAGGCCAAGAGACUUCAGGAGGCCGAGCUGGAAAAGUUCAAAUGCGCCUCCAAACCGCUUCUGGCCCCGUUCGCGCUGCCCUUCCCUCUGGGAUCUCCAUCAUCUCUGUAUGGACCUCCAGCCUCAUUCCCACGGCCCGUACCGAUGCCAGGACUAUUUAACGGACCCGUGUCCUAUGGGAUGUAUUAUUUGUCAUAAAAAAAAAAAAAACUUUUACCUGACGGCUUCUUCCACUCUGAAAUGAUUUGAGAGACUAAAGUUUACACAUGAAUCACAGGGAAAAUUAGGCUACUAUAAUAGUACUGUAAUACUAUCAUUUACAUGAUUGUUCUUGUUAAUUGCACAACUAAGUGCUGAAUAAUACUAAGGAACAACUUGUAAUUAUUUUCCGAUUCUUGCUCACGGUUAUAGUAGCCUGGUUAAUUCUAGUAUUGUCGGUAAUGUCAUAUUUUAACCCAAUUCCCUAAAGCCACAUGAUGGAAGUAAGCUGCUGUAUUGUAUAUGGUCGUGUUUUAUUCUUUGUGUUGUAUACUGACGUGCUCUUGUAGAGCAGGUAGAUGUGUAACUCUUUUAAGAUCAUCUGACACGGAUGUUAUCCGGCAGAAGAAGUACUUAUUGGCCUUAUGUUGGAAGUGCCUUGAAAGACCAAAUAUUUAUUAGUCUAAAAUAAAAAAAAAAAAAAUUCUUUCUUAAAUAUAAACUUUUCUCUUUUGUU